Molecule: messenger RNA, 3349 nt
Organism: Liolophura sinensis
Lineage: Eukaryota; Metazoa; Mollusca; Polyplacophora; Chitonida; Chitonidae
Product: baculoviral IAP repeat-containing protein 3-like
Exons: 7
Coding region: 156-965 (269 amino acids)
Source: RefSeq, a predicted model, not a curated record
AGUGCCGAGAGGCCUGGAUUUGUUGUGCAGUUUUGGAAUUGCGUGGAGACAAGGUGGCCAAGCUUGCACUGAAGACCCCAAAGUCAGAAUUGUUGACGUUAUCCAGAAAGUACAGUCAUGUCAGUCCAAUUCAACCCAUUGUAGCUCUUCUUGCAAUGGAGAGUUGUGAUCGUACCAUGGAAGGGUUCUGUAGAGAUUUGAUUCACUUUGGGCCCCUGACAACUGAGAAAGAUCACAUAAGCGUAGACACUCUGGUCACGGAACUACGAGACAAAGAAAAGGAAUACUUGAACAAAAUCGCAGAGUUAGAGAAAGCACUAAACAAGGAAAUGACUGAAAACAGCAUGAAAUUGACAAAGGUACACAAAAAACUGGAGUCAGUGGAGAAAGAGAUGAUGAAUCGUGAGAUUUCAUUGGUUGAUGCCGAGGAGAAAAUAAGACGUCAUUGCGAAAAUAAGCUUCAGCAGGCAAAGGAUGAAAAUAAUGCAAACUGGGAAAAUUUCCAGAGAGAGUUGAAAAAGUUGACAGCAGACAUUGUUGAGUUACGGAGUGAUCUGAAGUUCAAAGAUGAACAGCUUUGUAAAGUUCGUAAACAGAUGAGCAGCGAUGCUGAAGUUUUUCAUCGCAAAGAAGAAAAUUUGGUUGAGGAACUGCGUCAUUAUGUGGACAAACUGCGAGACAGGACAGAGUUGCUGUCACAGAUCUGCACGGACGGUUCCAGUAGUGGUGAGCAAAUGACCAAGGACAGUUGUCGUAAGCUGGCAGGGAUUUGUGACAUAGUUCUGCAGGAUUUACAGAUGGAAAAGUUCUUGUGCGCUGUUUGUAAAGCUCACAGAAAAAACACAUUGUUCUUGCCAUGUGGCCAUUACUCGUAUUGCAAAGAAUGUGCAAGAUCAUUACAGAUGUCAGGCUGUUGUCCGUUGUGCAAAAUGACAAUUACUGGAUUUCAGAUUGUUUAUGAGUAAAACCAAAACUGUACAAGAUAAAAAGAAAAAAAACCCAACAAAAACGUGUAUUCUCAUCCUGGGUGUGCAAUUCUAUGAGUUUUGUUAUAUUCUCAUAAAUUUAUGAAGAAAAGAGAAAUGCUUAGUUUUGUAUUUAUAUGGCAUAUUAUAUUGACAUUUAGCACUCACUACUAAUUUAUACAUUUUUAUAGUCAACAAGUUCUUAACAGUAAACUCUGAAAAGCCAGAAUUAUUUAUAAAUAUAUAUCAGCUAAUAAUUGUAAUAUUUUCUCCGGCUUCACUUGUGCAUAGGAAUCUGGUUUCUUCCCACCAUAAUGCUGGAUGCCGCCAUAUAAGUGAAAUAUUCUUGAGGGCAAACACCAAUCAAAUAAAUAAAUAAAUAAAUAAAUAAUAUUUUCUUACAUUUAUGAUGACAUUUAUGAGCACAUGUACAUUUGGGUUUAUUUUGUUAGAGCAUGUUUUAUUCAUAUUAUUUAUUCACAACUUUAUAUUUUUUAUAGUACACAGUGUAUAUUCCAAGAAAGGAGAAUAUUACCUACGUGUAUUUUAGAUGUACAGGGUAUACAUUCUUAAUGGUGCAAAAUUGACUCUUGUUGUGGUUUGAAAGAUACCUAAAAUUUUGUGAAAAUUGAUGGGCACUGAGCCUAAUUUUUGUUAGUUUCCGAGCCUAUUACUUAAUAGGCAAGGAAUCUCUUCUGUGAUAUUUAUUUACUGGUCUGAUUGUCUGACUGCCAGUGAAUGUAUUUUUUAAGACUUUGCUGUCUGAAUUGGCUAAUACACAAGUUUUCAGUGUCACCUUAUACACUUAAGGAUGUAACUCUUGGGAAUGUAAACAAACUGUCAGCAUGCUGAAAAGAACUAGAACUGGCUAAGCCAAUGUCCACACAACCAAACCCAGCUUACUGAAUGGUCAAGCAGCACCACAUGGAUUUUUUUUUAGUUUUUUUUUUUUUUUUACGUUUCAAAUGCGAAACAAUCAGCUUGUGACCUAUAUACACCUGCUGUUCUGUCCAGUAAAGAUUCUGAUUGAUUGUAGCAAACUUUAAACAUGGUGGGGUGGGGCCUCUGUGGCCGAGGAGGGUAGCACACCAACAUGCUGCAAUGACUCGGGAGCCUCUCACCAAUGCGGUCGCUUUGGGUUCAAGUCCAGCUUAUGCUCGUUUUCUCUCAGGUUGUACGUUGGAAAGUCUGCCAGCAACCCGUGGAUGGUUGUGGGUUUCUCUGGGCUCUGCCCAUUUUCCAUAAAACAUAAUGCUUAUUGUCGUACAUACUAAGUGUGAUAUUCUUGAAUACAGCGUAAAACACCAAUCAAAUAUAAAAUAAACAAACGUGACCCAAAAUGACCUAAAAUUUCACAUUAGUGCAUGAUUACCUUAAAGUCAUUCUGACAGGCUUAUUGAUCGUAGCAUUUAAUUGUUUUGAGGUUUGUUUGGAAGGAGCCUCGGAGAGCCUGCAUUAUUCUUAUUUGUUGCAGCACCAAAGGUAAAUAUUUUAAGACUGAUUUUUUUAUAGCCUGAAUUGUUUAGUAACAGUUCCACAAAUGUCUUUCUAUCAAUUGUUCAAUCAGUCAAUCAGUUUUAGCCAAUCAUAAUCCUAAACAAGUCAAUUUUUACAGUUUUUAAAAUGAAUUUGGAGUAAAAUAUAUCAAAUGAAACUUCAGCAGUGUUAUUAUUUUUUUAAUUUAAUAGAACUUAGAACAUAUGAAUUAAAAACAUAGACAGGUACACAGGCAUGGUAAAUGACCUGCAAUUUGGCAUGUGACUUUGUAAAGGUCCACAUUUUACCUGAUUCUGACAGUUCUGUUGGUCUUGGAAAGGUGUUUUGAGGUUUACUUCGAACGUAGGACUGAUAUCCCACUGGACAAAUGCAAUUUUCGGCCCCAGAAGUGGUCUAAUAUUUUAUGAAAAUUGCGUCUAAGACUGCACCUGUUUAGAUGAAAGAUUAGGCUCAUACUCUUCACAGCGCAUGCGUCACUCUAUACCUUUCGGUUUGCGUCACUGCAACCGCUAGCAAAUUUUGUACAGAAAUCUCGAACAAUGCUGAGGUCACUGUGGUCACGGUGAGGAGGCAGGAAGUGAUGUCACGAAAUAUAAAAACUGUCAAUCUUUGUUUCUAACAAUACUUUAUACCCAUUCAGUCUCUCCAUCAGAAGUACGUCUGCAUAACCUGAUUCUAACCCACACCUAAAACAAUUUUACUAACGAGUGCUGAUUACAUAGUUCCUUGCAAGGACAUGAGUGAUGAGGCUAAGCCUAAACAAGCCCACGUAUGUCGCAAAGGUCAAGCCAGCCUAGAUGUGGCCGUGAUAAAAAGCGGACGUCGGGUGCGACGCAUGUGCAGGUUGGUUGGUCAUUAAUUAUUGAGCAUCGUACCAAUAUUGCAAU